AUGUCUUUUAAAGUAAAUUGGAAUACGCUAGAAACGGAUUCGUUACGUUCCUGGACGACAGAGUUGCUUACUGACGCCCUUAAUUCAGGCAGAAGACCUAACAUUUUAGCAUCCGACAUCCAAAUCAAAGACCUCAAUUUUGGCAAGGUUGCCCCUGACUUUGAGAUCUUGGAGAUUGGCGAACUCGACAAAGAUAGGUUUAGAGGAAUAUUCAAGAUCAAUUAUUCGGGUGACUUUCAUCUCACGCUACACACGAAGGUUCAGGCGAAUCCGCUUAAAAUCUACGGGGAUAACUCUCAAGAAAAAGAGGUUUCACCUUCUCAGUCAUUCAUAACUCCAGACUUCUUGUUAUCAGUUGAGCCAUUCAAUCUUCCGCUCGAUCUCAAGUUGAGCGAUAUCAAGAUCUCGGGCAUUGGAAUCAUUGUGUUUUCUAAAAGCAAGGGUCUCACCUUGGUGUUCCGCAAUGAUCCUUUGGACUCCAUAAAGGUUAGCUCUACUUUCGACACUGUUCAAGUCUUGGCUAACUUCUUGCAGAAACAAAUCGAGACACAAAUUAGAGACUUGUUUAGAGAGACUCUUCCCACUCUUCUUCACAAACUCAGUUUGAAGUAUGUCUCGGCUCUCACGCCUAACGAAGUCAUGAACAACUUGAAAGAUCACUUGAACUCAUCGCAUUAUGCCAACAGUUUGGACCUCUCUGAGUCGCAAACUAUCUCACCAAGUAACUUGAGGAGGCUCGCCACCCUAUAUUGUUCGAGAGAAACUCUUGACCUAAAGGUGCCCAAAUUCAAACGUGUUGUACAAAGGAAUAGUUUGGAGAAGUUCAACAAACACCUUUAUCCGAACUUGGUCAAUUCGUUGUACUCUAAGUUGGAUAUUGCUACUCCAUCAACAACCUCCAGCAACAACAGCGUUCCGGUGGAGCUUUUCUUACAGAAGGACUACUCCAAUGUGGAGAGUAUUGUGAAGGAGAUUUCAAGCAUUCAAGGAAAAACCUUUAAAUCUGUUAACAACAAUGAUAAAGCAUCACCAAAGAGAAGAACUAUCAAGAUGGGUCACAAGUUGAAGAAGAAGCCAGCUAAGGAGGCUGUACCAUCUCACAUGGGUCAAGAUAGUGCGGCAUUGGCAAGAGCCACAAGCAUACCGAGAAACAACACUGAAUACUGUGAUUCAUCGUCCGACACUUUUGUGGAGGAAGACUCCACAGUGGAACAUCCAAAGCCAUUGCAACACGACAAGCGCCCUCCUUUGGUCAUAUCCUACGGCCACCUUGCUCACUCAAAUCUAAGCGGUUGCCCAUCGCCCUUGAGUUCGAACUCAUCCUUUAUUGGAGGAGUCGGUAUUGGCAAUUUCACCAUCGCGAACGCUCCCCCUAUUUCAGCAUCACCAGUUAGCAUUAGAGAACGAGAGAAAGAGGCGAAAACUCAGCAGCUCAAGGUUAAGAAGUCCCUCAAUCAUAUCGACAUCGGCCGGAUCAAUGAGAAGCUCAUGAGUCUCAACGAGCCAAAGGUUAGCGCUAAAGGCACCAUGAAAACCGAUGAGAUGGAGGCACCUCCCCCACCUUACCACCACAUUACGCUGAGCAUUUAA
Candidozyma duobushaemuli is the source of this 1590-nucleotide messenger RNA. RefSeq names its product ERMES complex subunit (gene MDM34). Gene Ontology annotation, cellular component: ERMES complex. Lineage: Eukaryota; Fungi; Ascomycota; Pichiomycetes; Serinales; Metschnikowiaceae. Gene Ontology annotation, molecular function: lipid binding. The record is from RefSeq and is a predicted model, not a curated record. Bases 1 to 1590 code for a protein of 529 amino acids. The transcript has a single exon. Gene Ontology annotation, biological process: phospholipid transport; mitochondrion organization.